Botrytis byssoidea is the source of this 1080-nucleotide messenger RNA. RefSeq lists its product as uncharacterized. NCBI's taxonomy places the organism in Eukaryota, Fungi, Ascomycota, Leotiomycetes, Helotiales, Sclerotiniaceae. The record is from RefSeq and is a predicted model, not a curated record. The coding region runs from base 1 to 1080 and encodes 359 amino acids. The transcript has a single exon.
AUGUCGAACUACUACGUCCGGCCUCCUCAUUAUCAGAGACAUCAUCAGUCCAUGCUGUUGAAUCUUUGCAGCAUACACCCAUCCUUUGAGACAGAUGAUUUCGACCGCGAGUAUCAAAAAGAACUUGCUUCGGUCAUUUCUCAAUAUCCGUUGACUGGUUUGGACUUUUGUUAUUACUGGACUGAGAAGAUCUUGUGGGAUAGAUUUCAAUUAUCUAGUGCAUAUGGAGAGUUUCCUGGUAAAUUUGGCGGUCCUGAGUACAUUGUUCAACAACAAAUUGGACAAUUACCUCUCACUUCAGAAUCUGCUGAGCCGGCACCUGCGUUAACUGCAGAUUUCUUUGAUAGCAUCUUGGAGACUUUAGGGACCCCAAGCCGCUCUGCAAAACCUGUCCAGCCAAUUAAAAGUCAGACUCCAGAGACAUCUAAAGCUGCCUGCGAAAUACCUGUCUCUGGAGCUGGUCAACAACGAGUGGAUCUCAUGGCAAUCCCAUUUCAAAAACUGGCUCAAAAUCAUUUUGAGGGAUAUUUCAAGCCUCCAAAUACAUCAGCUUCGGCACAGAUACAAGCACCCAAAAAUUACCCUAAAGACUUUGUCUAUCCCGAAAGUCCAUACACUUUGGUACAAGACUCUCAGGGCUUUGCCAAUACCUCAGCCGUUCCCGGAGGCCUAGGCACUUCGCAGACUCCAAAUGAAUUUUCGGUAUCAACCACCAGACCCAAGCCUCCGGCCCCAACCCCUUCAUCGCUUUUAGCUGCUCGACUUGCUUUACCUGGUUUCUCCAAUCCUGUUGCAACAUCCAACUCCGCGCCUGCCGCACCGUCCUCGUCAUUGGCACCUCUUCCUCCUCUCCUACUCCCCGAUUCAAUUUUCAAAGAUCCUGACACUGGUGAACUAAUCACAAUAAAGAUGUUUGAGCGUCGGUGUCUUGGUCGUGGUGCUGAGAUUGCCAUCAGACAGGCGCAAGCUGCCGUCAAGGCGACAACAAAUCGUAUGACCAAGCCUAUAGCCCGUUUGUUGUUGGAGGAUUCGCUUGCUACUGCAUUGGCCAAUAUAAUCCAAGAACAUACACAGCAGUAA